Salvelinus sp. IW2-2015 is the source of this 4240-nucleotide messenger RNA. Its product is annotated as trafficking protein particle complex subunit 8. Gene Ontology annotation, molecular function: protein binding. The record is from RefSeq and is a predicted model, not a curated record. NCBI's taxonomy places the organism in Eukaryota, Metazoa, Chordata, Actinopteri, Salmoniformes, Salmonidae. Gene Ontology annotation, cellular component: TRAPPIII protein complex.
GCAACUGUAGAAUUCAACAUGGCUGCCUUGCACUGUUGUUUUUAACUCAGAAGCGGAUAGCUUUUCACUAUCUAAAUCCAGAGAMAAAUACCAUUUCGUAGUCUGGGCCUCUCAAGCAGACCGCAAUGUCUCAGUGCGUACAGUCUGUGCAGGAGUUCAUCCAGGACUCGUUUGUUCCGAUGGUGGCUGUACUGUGCAGCGAAGAUGCGGAAAAAGUGACUCGUAAAAACAACCUUAAUUUCUCGGAGCUGUUAAGACCUUUCUGCCGGCUAACCUCCGAAGGUCACAUGAGGGACCCUAACAAUCAGGUGCAGGUGGUGAAGAACCUUCGCAUCAGCGUCAACAAUGUGGUGACARGCCCGUCUGUCCCCACCGCCGGAGUCCAUAGCCCCGCCCAGCGACGGCUGCUCAGCGAGGUGGUGUCGGCAUGCCAACCAGCAGAGGGGGGUGUGGCCAAUGUCAUCACCGCCGGAGACUAUGACCUUAAUAUUAGUGAUCGCUCUGUUAAAGCUAGCGUCCCCUGGUACAGUGACUGGAGGGACACACUAACGGAACUCAGCACCUCCAAGCAUUAUACAGCCACGACUCCCUGGUUUGAGGCGUACAGGGAGAGCUUCCUCCAGUCAAUGCCUGCCUCUGACCAUGAGUUCCUCAACCACUACCUCGCCUGUCUGUUGGUGGUGUCGUCCAGUGAGGCUGUACCAGUGGAGCAGUUCCUCAAGCUGUCUCAGGAGCAGCACAGGAUCCAGCACAAUGGAGAGUACACCAACCCCAAGUGGUUCAUCCCCAACACACUCAAAUACUACGUCCUCCUGCACGACAUGAGCCAGGGGGAAGAACAGAGAGCUGACUCUGUGUAUGAGGAUAUGAAGCAGAGGUAUGGUUCUCAGGGUUGUUACCUUCUGAAGAUCAACUCUCGUACAGCAGCAGCAGGAACAGAUGAACAGAUACCGGACCCAUGGAGCCAGUACCUUAACAAGAGCAGUCUGCAAAGCCAGGAUCAGUCUGAGGAMCCAGCCCCAACCCCUGUAGUGGUGAACAACACGGCUGUAGAGAACAACGUAGGAGGAGCACCAGAGAUGGACGGACAUGACUCGGCAGAGAAUGACGGAGUCUCUGUAAACAGUCUGGACAACACCCACCCUCUCCAGCUGGAGACUGCCAUUGACAUGCCCGGUAGCCUGGACUCCCUCAGGGCUAUCGCCGCGGAAACCAACACUACGACAGUCUACACGGGAGUGGCGGCGGGCACCAGCCAUGGGGCAUGUCUAACGCUGAACGACCACAACCGCCUCAGACUAUUCAUCCAGGAAUUUACCUUCAGGGGACUACUACCUCACAUAGAGAAGAACAUUAGACGGCUCAAUGAUCAGCUGGUCUCCAGGAAAGGCUUGAGUCGCUCUCUGUUCUCAGUCACUAAGAAGUUGUUUGGAGGAGGGAAAGUUCCAGAGAAGAGUAUUGCUGAACUGAAGAACACUUCCGGCCUUCUCUAUCAUCCAGAAGCCCCUGAGCUGCAGAUCAGGAAGAUGGCUGACCUGUGUUUCCUGGUUCAGCACUAUGAGCUGGCCUACAGCUGCUACCACACGGCCAAGAAGGACUUCUUAUCUGACCAGGCCAUGCUCUAUGCCGCUGGGGCGCUGGAGAUGGCAGCAGUGUCUGCGUUUCUCCAGGGUGGGGCUCCACGGCCGUAUCCAGCACACUAUAUGGACACGGCAAUUCAGACCUACAGAGAUGUGUGCAAGAACAAGGUCCUAGCUGAGCGUUGUGCUCUGUUCAGUGCUGAGGUACUGAAGAGUCAGGCCAAGUACUCUGAUGCUGCUACCCUCCUCAUCAAGAUGACCAGUGAGGACUCUGAUCUGUGUUCUGCCCUCCUAUUGGAGCAGGCAGCCCACUGCUUCAUUAACAUGCGAAACCCCAUGGUCAGGAAGUUUGCCUUCCACAUGAUCCUGGCAGGACACCGCUUCAGCAAGGCAGGACAAAAGCGCCAUGCGUUGCGGUGUUACUGCCAGGCCAUGCAGGUAUAUAAGGGUAAAGGCUGGUCCCUGGCUGAGGACCAUAUCAACUUCACUAUCGGCCGCCAGUCCUUUACGCUGCGCCAACCAGAGAACGCUGUCUCAGCCUUCAGACACAUCUUCACCAACGACAGCCAGCAGACCUCCACACAGCAGGGAGCCUUCCUCCGGGAGUACCUCUACGUCUACAGGAAUGUGCCAGGGGUGUGUGAGGUGGCACUACCCCAGCUGCCCCUACCCUGCAUCAACAGCUCUGCUACCAGGGUCUACUUUGGCCACGAACGCCGCCUGGCAGAGGGUGAGAAGCAGGCUGCCACCCAUGUGUCCUUGGACCAGGAGUUUGACCGGGACCUAGCUGCCGUGUGGCAGGACCURGAGGAACAGGUGGUUGCCGCCGCCAACCGUGGGGUUGUCCCGUCAACGUUCUACUCUACCCAGUGCUGCCUCAACAGUCAGACGGACAAUCUCCACAUCCCGCUGGCUGUAGUAGAAGAACCCAUCAUAGUUGAGGUGGCGUUCCGGAACCCUCUAAAGGUUCCGCUGGUUCUCUCAGACCUCUCGCUGCUCUGGAAGUUCACGCUCAAAGACUUCUCUCGACCACAACCGCAGGACGUCAUGGUUGGAGACGCUGUCACCAUCAGCAAUGAGAAGGAGGCCAUCGCUCCCAUGACAGUGCAGAAAGAUGACAUCAUCACCACAGAAGUCAUCCCAGAGUUCUACAUGAGCCCCGAGGAGACAAGAGUGGCUCGUCUGAAGCUGCUUCCUCGCCAGACAGGUCAGCUCAACAUCCUGGGUCUGGUCUAUAACCUGGCCUCCACCCUUUCUACUGGAGACUCUACUAUUAACAGCAACAGUUUCUCGCAGAACCAAGGUCCCUCAGCGACCGCAGGGACAUCGGUUCGUGGUCGACAGGACCUAGAGAUUCAGGGACCGCGGUUGAACCAGACCAAGGAGGAGAAGACCUCUGUCAGCCACGGUCCUGACCGACGUCUUGACCCCUCCAUCACCCCUCCAAUGCCCCUGCUGGAGGUAUUCUUCCUCCAGUUUCCUACUGCCCUACUAUGUGGUGAGAUCAGGAAGGCCUACGUGGAAUUCUGUAAUGUGAGUCACGUUCCCCUGUGCGGCCUGCGUGUGGCGUCCACGCACCCAGACUUCUUUACCUUCGGAAGCUCCUCCCUAGCCACACCCCUCACCCCCCUCAGCCCCACCUCAUUUGAGAACUGCUCUGCCUACAAGACCCUGGCCACACCCCCAGGAGCCACGCCCGGGUCGGUAACCGCGGUAACGCUGGUGUCGGCGGCUGACUUUGGGUCGGGAGGAGGAGUGUUUGGUACGGGGGGUAAAAGGGUAGCAGAGAUCCCUCUAGGAGAGGGAACGCUAACGCCUGGAGAAUCUACCCAGCUACCCCUGUGGCUGAGAGGACCAGACCAGGAAGGAGUCCAUGAGAUCAACUUCCUGUUCUACUACGAGAGCGCCGAGAAAGGAGGAAAGAUCAGUCACAGGGUGCUGCGUCACACAGUAUUUAUCUGUGCCAGUCGUUCUCUGUCGGUCCGGGCCACCGCCUGCCGUAGUAACACACUGCCCGAGGAGGAGAGAGAGGAGGGGAGGAAUGGCAGCAUGCUGGUCUUUGUCGAUGUGGAGAACAUCAACACAAGUGAGGCUGGGGUGCGUGAGUUCCACAUUGCACAGGUCUCUAGCAGCAGUAAACAGUGGAGACUACACAAGUGUAUAAACCCAGCAGAAGACAAAGACUGCAAACUCACCACCAGAGAGAGGGGCAAGCUGUGCUUCAGAGCAACACGAUGCAAACCCCAUGAAGCUACCUCAAAGUCACUAGAGAAGUACACCUUUGCAGACCUGAGCCUUGGAAAUGAACAGAUCCUCAGCUCCACCACUCCGUGUGCAGACUUCUUCUUCCGGAGGUGUCAGCCCUCGGAGUCUUGUAGACCGCUUAUUGCCGUGGAGACACAGGGGAGACAUUCCAGGAGUCAGGGGGCGGGUCCUGGGGGUGGGGCUGAGGAUAUAACAGGUGUGGUCAGGAAGUGCAACGAGGUGGACCUCAACAUCAUCGUCCUCUGGAAGGCAUUUGUUGUUGAAGACAACAAGCAGGUGAUCCUGGAGGGACAGCUUCAUGUGGCACUACAGACCAUUGGCAAAGAGGCCUGCUCCCUCACACAGAAAGAGGAGGCUCAAGAGAUGGUGCUGCGUGAAGUUUAAACCAGAGCUUC